GUUUCUUUCGCACUGAAUGUAAUUAAGAUACAAUGUACUUAAGCUUAAUUAUUAGCUAUUGAAGUUUCAGAUUAUUUUUAAAACUGUAUGGGUUUAGAUUUAGAUUACUCAAUUAGACAGACAGAUUCUUAAAAACUACUUACUGGUAUUUUACGCUUUUAGUUUCUUAUUGCAGAAAAUGGAUUAAGAUUAACUCUUAUAAUACUUAACAGUAUAGCUUACUUUAAUCGGUUUGUUUAUAUGCUAGGAUGUUGAAACUGUGGUAGUUUGUUGAGAAGGCUGGUCAGAAACGUCGUCAACAACCAUUAUCUUGUCGACGGUAAUGGGUACCUGAAUUUGCUGAAUUUAAAUCAAACAUGGGAGAAGAUGUUCAAGAUGUGAAUCAUAGAAGAGCUGCGCGGAUGCGUGGUGCUGAGCGGUACAAAGUCAAAGAUGUAGAAUUUUCUAUCGACCCAAACCUUUUGAUAGACAUGAAUUCGUCUCCAUCAAAUUCUGAACAUCGUAGUCCCUCUUCCACUACUUCUUCUGACGGUAGAAAUAAGGAUGCAUUCAAUGGAGUUGCUGCUGGGGAUAAUCAAGCAGUGAAUGGAGAAGAUGAACCUCAACAAGCACAAGUACAAAACCAUCAUGAUGUAGUGUCUUUACUUUCGGAGAAUCCCGAGAUACGGCCUGAACCACGUAGCUCGUCAAAGCGAGGACGUCCUCGAAAAGAUCACACUCCAAAUAAUUCCGCUAGAAAAAGUGAUGUAGCAUCGGCCAAACGACAUCCUUCCGCGAAGAAAGGUAGUGUUAAGAAACGUUCCAAGCAAGAAGUUGUUCGAAAACUCUACGAACCCUUCAUUCAACCUUACCGCCCCAAUGAUAAAUCACUGAAUAACCAGCUGGAAAACGAGAAAUCUCCUUUGUUAAGGCAGCAGUCUGAAAUAAACUAUGGAUCCGAGCAUGCAGACUCAAGCAUCAGAGCUUUCGUAAGUUCAGAGGCUCCUCAAGAACGGAUUCCCUCCCCAAUAUCUUCAUCCGCACAUAACUUUCCGAAUAAAUAUGUAAGGAGAGAAACUUCACCAGAUAUUGUUUCUCCUAUAAACCCAACAACGAAAACAACUCCCGCUGAGGAGAUCCCACCGUCGCAAGGCAUGGAUGAGUUGGUGAACAUUGAACUGACAAAACUUUCAAAAGAUGCUAAUGGAAAAAAGCAACUGAAUAAAUUUGACGUUAUACAACAAUUAUUUCAAGAACUGAUCGCAGAAAUCGAACCGGGAGAUCCAUAUCUUUUAAAAGUAAAAAAUGCUUUUGCUGAGCAUGUCUCCGUACGACUUCUGGAGUUUAUUGAUUUGCUGGAUGUAAACCAGGCUUUAUAUUCAGCUUCAAGGAAGGCGGCGAAAGAAAAAUUCUUUUUACAACAGGAGCUAUCCAAUGUCCGGCAAACAAGACUUGCUCUUCAGAAUAAAAAGAGUAGUUUACGGAUAAGUUAUCGAGAAACCUCUGAUGCUUCCCAAAAAUUAGAGAAUUUGGAUGAAUUUUUAAUAGAAUGUGAAUCCCUGAAGCGAUUGCUAGACAUUAAUGAUUCAGAUAGCUCUCAAGAUACGGAAGUGUUUUCAUUAAACGAGUUUUCAAGUGCCCUGUGUGGUGAAAAGGGCAUUUAUGAGCAGUUACAAGACUUCAAACAAUUACUUGAUUCUGUAUUUUCGAACUCGAACUGAUUUCUAACCUCUUCUAAUGCUUUGUCAUUGUUGUACAUGCUCUAUAACGGUUUUCCUUUAUUUUUGAUUCAUCGGUAUAUUAUGGUUUGUGUUUGUUUAUUGUUUCUGUGUAUAGAGAACGCAUUUUGUACAUUAUUAUCGUUUAUAUUUAAUUCUAUUUUUUGUUUAAUUUGUAUGUUUAUAGGGGUUUUUCGAAUCCAAAUGCAAACUCUUCUUGCAUGAGUGUUUACUUUUUCGCGAUUUUUUUCUCGAGCUUAACUGAACCUAAACUCCCUUACA
This is a messenger RNA of Schizosaccharomyces octosporus yFS286, 1979 nucleotides long. Its product is annotated as kinetochore protein Mis17. The transcript is spliced from 3 exons. Bases 357 to 1700 code for a protein of 447 amino acids. The record is from RefSeq and is a predicted model, not a curated record. Lineage: Eukaryota; Fungi; Ascomycota; Schizosaccharomycetes; Schizosaccharomycetales; Schizosaccharomycetaceae.